CACUGUUACUGAGCACAGAGCGAGUUACUGGGGUUAGUCACUUUACAAUCCGAGCAUGUCACAGCGGGUUGAAGGGCUUCGGCAAACAUACGAAGGGUAAUCAAGAAGAUACAAAGGCGAUCUCGGGAUUAAAGCAUAAAGUUUCAAAACUUCUGAACGUAUACGGAAACAAGCGCAAUGAGUUCAAACGAGCACUCGCUUCAAGCUUUGUCCUGGAGAAAACUUUACUUGAGUCGAGCUAAACUCAAAGCGACCAGCAGAACCUCUGCUCUGCUCUCCGGCUUUGCUAUGGUGGCGAUGGUGGAGGUCCAGCUGGAGGAUGAUCACGAAUACCCUCGAGGCUUAUUGAUUGCUUUCAGUGCCUGCACAACAGUGCUGGUGGCCGUCCAUCUCUUUGCCUUGAUGAUCAGCACAUGUAUCCUGCCCAACCUGGAGGCCGUGAGCAACGUCCACAACCUCAACUCCAUAAAGGAAUCGCCACACGAGCGCAUGCACCGCCACAUCGAGCUGGCUUGGGCCUUCUCCACCGUCAUAGGCACCCUCCUCUUUCUUGCAGAGGUGGUUCUUCUCUGCUGGGUGAAGUUUCUCCCUCUGAAGAAUAAAAAUAAAGAUUCUUCUCCGACAGGGAAUGUAACUGAAUCUCCAGGGAUAAGCCCGGGGGAAGCUGCAGCGAUCACCUCUACCUCCAUUAUGGUGCCCUUUGGCUUGGUGUUCAUUGUUUUCGCUGUGCAUUUCUACCGUUCGCUGGUCAGCCACAAAACGGAACGGCAGCAUCGGGAGUUGGAGGUUCUGGACAAAAUCACACAGAUGCAAAACCAACUGGAUCACAGGGGAGACGCGUCCAACCUGUCCUCUUCAGCACAUUUCGCCUAGUUGAUGCACUUAGUUGUUACCUUGUUCUCAUACCAAACAAAAUAUGGACUGUUGUCAUUAAUAGACACUAGAUGAUGGGAAUCAGGGAUUCUGCAAUAUGGUAGUAUCACAGUAUUGUGAUGCCUUAUGUUUUUCUCGUUAGAUUUUUUUAGUGUCCAUACAAACAUUUAUAUAGAUGGGAAAUCUGAAAUUUUGCCGGCAUAUAUAUUUUGCCAGUAUAUUUUAAUGGCACUUGA
Sinocyclocheilus grahami is the source of this 1109-nucleotide messenger RNA. RefSeq names its product ORAI calcium release-activated calcium modulator 1a (gene orai1a). Gene Ontology annotation, cellular component: membrane. Gene Ontology annotation, molecular function: store-operated calcium channel activity. Gene Ontology annotation, biological process: store-operated calcium entry. Bases 178 to 873 code for a protein of 231 amino acids. Lineage: Eukaryota; Metazoa; Chordata; Actinopteri; Cypriniformes; Cyprinidae. The transcript is spliced from 2 exons. The record is from RefSeq and is a predicted model, not a curated record.